UCCUAGGAGUACUGUGAUGAGGGAGAUAUUUGGGGGAGCUUUGCUCAGCCAAGUGAAGUGCUUGUCUUGUAAAGGGGAGUCGAAUAAGACUGAUGAGAUUAUGGAUAUUAGUUUAGAUCUUUUUCAGUCGAACUCGUUGAAGGAUGCACUUGGGAGGUUUUUUCAGCCUGAGGUUUUGGAUGGAAACAAUAAGUACAAUUGCAGCAAGUGCAAGAAACUGUCUGUGGCUAAGAAGCAGAUGUUCAUACUUCGGGCUCCCAAUGUUCUUGUCGUCCAGCUCAAGAGAUUUGAGGGUAUACAUGGUGGGAAGAUCAAUAGAAAUAUUGAAUUUGAAGAAGUUUUAGUGCUUUCUAAGUUUAUGUACAGUACAAGCCAGGAUUUGCAACCAGAGUAUAAUCUGUUUGGAAGCAUUGUACACUCGGGAUUCUCACCUGAAUCUGGACACUACUAUGCAUAUAUCAAGGAUCCUGUAGGCCGCUGGUAUUGUUGUAAUGAUGCUCAUGUUUCACUCUCAAGCACACAGGAGGUUUUGUCAGAGAAGGUCUAUAUUCUUUUCUAUUUGCGCAAUAAUCAAAGCCCAAGGUCUAGCAAAAGUUGUCCGCCUUGCAAAACUAAACCUGCCGUUUCAGACAGAAUUGAGGUAUCACCACAGCAUAAGACCACUGAGCUUUCAAAACCAUCAAUUUUUGGAUCAAAUGGUAUAUCUUCUAAGAAUAAUGUGUCAACCAUUUUGAAGAACGGUAAGACAUCUACAAAUCCACAGAUAAAGUCCAUUAAUAUUAAAAACCACGAGCUGAAGAAAGCAAUUGCAAAUGAAAAUGGCAACUCUAAGGUUCAUACUAAUGGAUCUAUGGAGAAAAAUGGGGACCACAAACUAACUCCAGCUGUUAAAAAGAACAAGCCUCACGAUAACGGUUCCACGGAAAAACUGAAGGUUGGGAAUAUGUCUGACUUUUCAUCAUCAUCUAAAAGUGGUAUUGUUGAUGGGAUUUCUUCUAAUAUGGUUGGCAAUGGGGAAAAGCAGACGUUGCAAACACCUAAUGGGAAUGGGUAUAGUAAUAUGUUCAAAAUAGCCCCCGGUGAGGAUAAUGCCAAAAUUUUGGCCAGUGUAGAUAAAAAUAUUGAUUAUGACCGUCCAUCAAAUGACAUGGUUGCCAAGAAUGACUCUGUUACAACAGCGCCUAAGAGAAAAUCUUGUGACACUGAAAGCAAUGGACGGUUGGAUGUUGGCACAAAAGAGCCUAAUGCUUCCUGCAAGACUCAUGCCCAAUGUCACAGUACCCGUGCUGAAGAUGUUGAAAAUUUUAAAAAACUAAUUGCUGCAGAAGCAUCUUCAGAUUUGCGGUCAUGUGGUUGGGUUGAUGAAGUGCAUAAGUUCAUGCACGCCAGAAAGAAGAUUUGCUCACAAGUAAAUGGCGGUUGUCCUGAUAACACCGAGUUACGGAGACAACUGAUAAUUGAUGCCAAGAAGAAUUUUAUCUCCCAAAUCCCAGAAUCACUGAAAGAGCAUCUCGUUGAACGCCUCCGAUCAUUUAGUCAAGGGAAACCUUUGUUUGAUGCUUAAACUGUGGCUGAUAGUAUGCUGAGAAUUGUAUCAGGAGAAUGAUCUUUUAUGAUAAUUCAUCAUUCUACGGUACAUUUUGUCAGGAGUUGAGGAUGAUACUUCUCAGUAAAUUUUUUUAUUUUGCAGUCUCUUGUGUUGCUGUUGGACUGGUGUUUAACCUGUAAUUUUGAUGUGUGUAAUUCUCAGUGGCGUUCUGUGUUUCAAAAAGUUCCUGGUAAGUAAGAAA
This is a messenger RNA of Asparagus officinalis (garden asparagus), 1790 nucleotides long. RefSeq names its product ubiquitin carboxyl-terminal hydrolase 25. Lineage: Eukaryota; Viridiplantae; Streptophyta; Magnoliopsida; Asparagales; Asparagaceae. Gene Ontology annotation, biological process: protein deubiquitination. The coding region runs from base 17 to 1564 and encodes 515 amino acids. Gene Ontology annotation, cellular component: nucleus; cytosol. The transcript has 7 exons. Gene Ontology annotation, molecular function: cysteine-type endopeptidase activity; cysteine-type deubiquitinase activity. The record is from RefSeq and is a predicted model, not a curated record.